Seminavis robusta is the source of this 898-nucleotide messenger RNA. NCBI's taxonomy places the organism in Eukaryota, Bacillariophyta, Bacillariophyceae, Naviculales, Naviculaceae. The record is from the annotation of a GenBank genome assembly.
UGUUCCGAUUCCGAGCGUGGAUCACCCCUUGAGAAGCCUCCAUAUUUUUUGAACGACUGUCACUCUCAAUGCUUUCAAAGAAAAAUCGCAAGACAACACACAAAAACACCAAGACCACUUUUGGAUCACUUCACUUCCAGUUUGUUGUUUGAUUUAUUAUUCUUUGAGACACCAUGACCGAAACACGAGAGGCCCAUCCCUUGCAGUCCGUUGUCAACGCCGGCAAUGAGCAAAAGAAGCGUUUGAGCCAUGUUGAAGUCAAGAAGACUGCCGAUUUGAUGUCUUCUGUUCGCACCACGGAAAAGCGAACUUCCCUCAAGACGGUCAAACCCGUCGCCAAGCAGGAUUUGUUGUCCGAAGUCCGCAUCGAAGCUGGAGCGGCCAAGAAGCGUCUCAGCCAUGUCGAGACCAAGGCGGUUGGAAACCUCAUGUCCGAUCUCCGAAAGGCCAAGGAGUAAACAAACAAGCGGCGUCAUUGUCAUUGGUUGAUUUGGUUGUGGUGUGAUUUUGACGGAUUGUCUCUUUCAUUGGAUAUACAAUCAAUCACCAGUGGGGUUACGCGUGUGUCGAUGGAUGGAAAGAGUCUACAAGGUCAGGCAAUCAAGGCGAGUGUUGGCAACCGGUGACCGUCGGUAGAGCGAAGGAGGAAGGAAGAAAUUGUGUACGGGUAAGGAGGACGGAAAGCGACUUUGGGGGCCACCAAAAUGAUAGAGUACAUAGUACAUAGCGGCCAGUUGUAGCGAAAUAAGAAGAAGGAAAUUAGAAAAUGAAUCAAUCACCAAAUCAAUCUACUAAAUACUAAAAGCGUUGUCGCGAAAAAGGCAAAAUGACGGCGUGAACCAGUCACAACGAAUUGAAUUGAUGAUAUACAUGUACUAAAAUAAAUCGUCUCCAACAU